GGGUCUGCUAGGCUUACCCGAGGCAAGCUGGGACAGAAUCUGCAAUCUGGAAGGAGGCGGUGUCCUCAAGGCAAGGAGGGCGGGAGCGCGGUGGACAGAAGCUUUCGCACGCGGAGGGCUUCGGCCCACUCCGGCAGCAAAGACGCCCGCGGGAGGCGUGAAUACCAUGGGCUCUUGCUCGGGCCGCUGCACGCUUCUUGCGCUCUGUACUCUGCAGCUGGUCACUGCUCUGGAACGGCAGGUGUUUGACUUCCUGGGCUACCAGUGGGCACCCAUCCUGGCCAACUUUAUCCACAUCAUCGCGGUCAUCUUGGGGCUCUUCGGCACCCUCCAGUAUCGGCCACGCUACAUUGUGGUGUACGCUGUGUGGGCAGCUGUCUGGGUUACCUGGAAUGUCUUCAUUAUCUGCUUCUACCUGGAAGUGGGGGGGCCUCUCCAAGGACAGUGAGCUCUUGACCUUCAAUCUCUCCCGGCAUCGCUCCUGGUGGGAAGAGCAUGGGCCAGGCUGUCUUCAUAAAGAGGCAGCCACAGUUGGCCUGGGGGCAAUGCAUGGCCAGUCCUUGGUGGUAGAUGCUGGCUGUACCAUGGCUUACAGCUAUAUGGAAGCCCUGCACAGUGGUCUGCAGAUCCUGCUGGCGGGGAGGAAAUUCAAGGCUCAGGAGAUGCAGGGUUUCCAUCAGGUGCACACGGGUCAUCCACACCAUCCCCAUGCCGCUGCUGCAGUGAGGUGGCUUGAUAUGUCUGGCCUCUUGGUUGGUGUCUUUCAGCUCCUGGGUUUCGUCUAUGGCUGCUAUGUGGUCAGCGUGCUCACAGAAGAAGAGGACAGCUUUGAUUUCAUUGGUGGAUUUGACCCAUUCCCCCUGUACCAUGUCAAUGAAAAGCCGUCCAGCCUCUUGUCCAAGCAGGCAUAUUUGCCUGCGUAAGUGAGGGGAAGGCUGACCCUGCUCCUGAAACCCAGCUUCAGCCACCAGAACAAUGAAGAGACUCCAGGCCUGGAGUCACAGAACUGCUUCCCAGGCUGCCUAGCAUUUUUCCCCCAAAUUCCCCUUGUGAGGGGUGGGGGAUACUGCAGGCCGGGGUGGCUGCUACUGUAAGUUUGUAAUUUCUUUCUUUUUUCUUUUUUUUCUAAAAAAAACUAAGAAUAGACAUGAGAGAAUACGGAAACAAA
Messenger RNA from Mesocricetus auratus (golden hamster), 1168 nucleotides. It is a transcript of the gene Nkain4, whose product is annotated as sodium/potassium transporting ATPase interacting 4. Lineage: Eukaryota; Metazoa; Chordata; Mammalia; Rodentia; Cricetidae. Bases 393 to 923 code for a protein of 176 amino acids. Gene Ontology annotation, biological process: regulation of sodium ion transport. The record is from RefSeq and is a predicted model, not a curated record. The transcript is spliced from 7 exons.